Messenger RNA from Chenopodium quinoa (quinoa), 1318 nucleotides. Its product is annotated as 2-dehydro-3-deoxyphosphooctonate aldolase 1-like. Gene Ontology annotation, cellular component: cytoplasm; cytosol. The record is from RefSeq and is a predicted model, not a curated record. Gene Ontology annotation, molecular function: 3-deoxy-8-phosphooctulonate synthase activity. Gene Ontology annotation, biological process: monosaccharide biosynthetic process. NCBI's taxonomy places the organism in Eukaryota, Viridiplantae, Streptophyta, Magnoliopsida, Caryophyllales, Amaranthaceae. The transcript has 2 exons. The coding region runs from base 208 to 1080 and encodes 290 amino acids.
UGUAGGGUGCUGUAUUAGUAUUCCACCAUCAUCCUAGAUCUAUUUUUUCCUUUUUCCGUUUUAGAUCAUUUUCACGUUUGCGCUCUUCCUCUAUUUCUCCUCCGUUGAACCGUAUUCUGAGAUCUCCAUUGAAGCGGCUUCUGAGCUUCUCUCCUCCAUUAAACCACCUUCCGAGUUUGGAAUCAAUUGAAGGAGAUAGCUGAGAAUAUGGAUUCUUCGGCAGCUCUAUAUACCAAACUUAAGGGAGCACAGCCAUUCUUCUUGAUGGCGGGACCUAAUGUGAUAGAAUCAGAAGAGCAUAUAAUGAAGAUGGCUAAGCACAUUAAGGCCAUAACAACCAAACUUGGGGUGCCUCUGAUCUUCAAGUCCAGCUUCGACAAAGCGAACAGGACAUCUUCUAAAUCAUUUAGGGGUCCUGGUAUGGCUGAAGGGCUUAAAAUCCUUGAGAAAGUGAAAGUAGCAUAUGACCUUCCUAUAGUGACUGAUGUGCAUGAAAGUGAUCAGUGUGAAGCUGUAGGUAAAGUUGCUGAUAUUAUCCAGAUCCCGGCUUUCUUAUGCCGUCAAACGGAUCUCCUUGUUGCAGCUGGCAAAACAGGGAAAAUCAUCAAUAUUAAAAAGGGUCAAUUUUGUGCUUCUACUGUUAUGGUGAACUCUGCUGAAAAAGUCCGAGGUACUGGCAAUCAAAAUGUGAUGGUUUGUGAGAGAGGGACUAUGUUUGGGUACAAUGACUUGAUUGUGGAUCCCCGGAACUUGGAAUGGAUGAGAGAAGCUAAUUGCCCCGUUGUAGCUGAUAUCACUCAUUCACUACAACAACCUGCUGGUAAGAAGUUGGAUGGUGGAGGUGUUGCUAGUGGAGGGUUUCGGGAGCUGAUUCCGUGUAUUGCUAGGACAGCAGUUGCAGUCGGAGUUGAUGGAAUCUUCAUGGAGGUCCAUGAUGAUCCAUUAAGUGCUCCAUGUGAUGGACCCACACAAUGGCCUCUUCGGCAUUUAGAGGAGUUGCUGGAAGAGCUGAUCGCUAUUGCUAAAGUAAGCAAGGGGAAGCAACAAUUUGCGAUUGAUCUCACACCAUUCCGUGAUUAGGAAGAUCUUCCAUCAUUGGUUUGUAACCUCAGCUCAUUCUUUCAUUUCCUAAGUGGAUUUGAGAUUAUCAAAUGCUGCUUGUUUACAAACUUUGCAGUAUCAACUAGGUUAGUCAUUUAUUGAGAGCCUUACUCUCUUUAAAGAGUCUGAAACUGAUUUAUUGUUACUGGCUAAUAACCUUGUAUUGCUAUAAUGUAUCAAUUUAUGCCAUUUAUGAAGUUUUCAAUUGUUUCUUAAA